UGUAUGUAUACCUCACUUUCAAAGUUUUGGACCGAAGACGCCAUACUAAUGCAGGAAUAUCCCGGCCGGUAACCUCGGUGUCUGUGCAAUUCAGAAGUAUCCCGUCGGCAACCUCGGUGUCUGUAAUUCGGGAAUAUCCCGCCGGUAACCUUGGUGUCUGUGCAAUUCAGGAGUAUCCCGCCGGUAACCUCGGUGUCUGUGCAAUUCAGAAGUAUCCCGUCGGCAACCUCGGUGUCUGUAAUUCGGGAAUAUCCCGCCGGUAACCUUGGUGUCUGUGCAAUUCAGGAGUAUCCCCCUGCACAGACACCGAGGUUGCCGAUUCAGGAGUAUCCCGUCGGCAACCUCUGUGUCUGUGUAAACAUGAAACUGAGAGCAUGAUCAGAGUUCAGUCUUCGUCGUUGAAAUCUUUGGCGACACAGAUAUUUAUGCUUCACAGAAUUCCAAUAAACUCGUUACAAAAGAGAUGUUAAGUCAUCUUUUGGGGAACAUCCCAAACAACCAGACAUUCAACGUUACGGGAACGUAUUAUUAUUACGGUCUUCCCGUUGUGGUUGUGAUGUCAGUAAUAAUAAUUACGGUCAUGCUCGCUGCUGUAGUGGGAAAUAUUCUAGUGAUACUAACAGUCUUUAAACAGAGAAACCUGAGAAGUAAAACGAACGUAUUUCUUGUUAACUUGGCAGUAACCGACACCCUUACCGCCGUUCUCAAUAUGCCGAUAUCAUUGAUUACUUUGAUAAACGGUGACUGGAUUUUUGGAGACGUACUUUGCAAGUUCAAUGGAUUCACGAUGGCCAUGUUUUUGAUCUGCUCCAUUCAGACGAUAAUGUGUAUCGCUAUCUACAAAUAUAUUUCAAUAACUCGACCAUUUAGCAAUGCCAUGACUUCAAGGAGGAUUGCUGCUAUUAUUGCAACUAUAUGGUUUUGGUCUGCUCUUUGCGCCAGUGCUCCACUGUUCGGAUGGAACAAAAUAGUUUACAAACUAGGGUCGACCCAGUGUGGACCAAGUUUACCCGACGAGUGGCUUGAUUACUCGCACUCCAUUGUUAUCAAUGUCACUAACUACAUUUUGCCCCUAUCGGUGAUGAUGUUCUCAUAUUAUUAUAUUUUUAAGGAAAUUCACGAACACACGCAUCGAAUGAUCAAAACGUCAAACUUCACCCUAGAGAACUCACUGGUUCAGCAAAAGAGCGUGACUGUUACUCUGUUUCUUGUGAUGACGUGUUUUCUCUUGUGUUGGACUCCUUACGUAACGUACUCUACUUCAGUGGCUUUUGUUCGAGAUAAACACAUCAUACCUGUUAUUUUCAAUCCUUUGGGUUAUUGGUGUGGAUAUCUGAACUCUGCUUGUAACCCGAUCAUUUAUGCCCUCCGCAACCCAUCUUUUCGCCAAGGAUACAUGGAUAUUUUAUGCGGGCGCUCGAACGAUCCUUUAAAGCCCUCAAAAGAUAACGCUCGACAUAAAGUAGGUUUAAGAUCCCAGCCAAAAUACCCCGUCCUGUCUACAACCAAUUUUCUGAGGAAACACGACCAGUAUUCACCACGAACAAGUUUAUUCGACAUUGUGGAUACUACCAGGGGGAGCUGGAGUCCUUUACACAUUUCCGAAAAGACACACUUGGAGAGAAGAUUCGGGUUGAUUAAAGGAUUAGGCACUAUCCAGUUGAACUCCAGAAAUGCAGCUUCUCUCACGGGAAUUAACGACCACGGACAUAUACAGACGCUUAAGAUAAAAAAUCUCGAUUCUGAUUAUCAUCUCGCGUGUGCUCCUCACGUGCCAUGCGAUCAAAAUGUACGCUAUCCUAUAAAUUCUGUCUUGGUUAGGCAAAUCGGCGUAAACGAACGAGGCCUUCAUGCCGCCAUUAACGAAUACGCUCCCAGAUGUUUAUCUGAUCCAAAUUUGUCCAAAAGUAAAACAGUAGAAUUGCAACAAGAUUCUGCCGACGAAGAAUUCACCAAACUUUAAUGUGUUACACGUUUGUUCGCAGAAAUUUGGAUAUCUUGCCUAAUCAAAGAGCAAUAUUUGAUGUUCAAAUUGACGUGGUGAAAAUGUUACGUUUCCUGGAAUACUUCUGUAUUGUAUUCACUGAAAACUAGUGAAUGGUAUUAACUUUGUUAUUAUAUAUUGUUACAUCUCCGUUUGUUAAUUAACUUUCCGUAACUUCGUUCCGACGAAACUUU
This is a messenger RNA of Limulus polyphemus (Atlantic horseshoe crab), 2178 nucleotides long. Its product is annotated as histamine H2 receptor-like. Gene Ontology annotation, molecular function: G protein-coupled receptor activity. The transcript has 4 exons. Gene Ontology annotation, biological process: G protein-coupled receptor signaling pathway. The record is from RefSeq and is a predicted model, not a curated record. NCBI's taxonomy places the organism in Eukaryota, Metazoa, Arthropoda, Merostomata, Xiphosura, Limulidae. Gene Ontology annotation, cellular component: membrane. Bases 464 to 1963 code for a protein of 499 amino acids.